Gambusia affinis (western mosquitofish) is the source of this 1353-nucleotide messenger RNA. RefSeq names its product E3 ubiquitin-protein ligase rnf152-like. Gene Ontology annotation, molecular function: ubiquitin protein ligase activity. Gene Ontology annotation, biological process: protein ubiquitination. NCBI's taxonomy places the organism in Eukaryota, Metazoa, Chordata, Actinopteri, Cyprinodontiformes, Poeciliidae. The coding region runs from base 1 to 534 and encodes 177 amino acids. The transcript is spliced from 3 exons. The record is from RefSeq and is a predicted model, not a curated record.
AUGCGACCGCCUCUUCAGGCAGUGAGUGGGAGGAGAGUUUUGUUUAAGAACCAGCCAGUACAGUCAGUCAGUCAGUCAGUCAGUCAUAUUCUCUUUGAGUACAACGCUCAGCAGAGGAACCCGAACAACCCUCUUGCCUUGCUGUCUCCUGAAAUCACCAUGUCCUGCAAAGACCUUGAAUGCACCGUUUGCUUCAACAAGUACUCUCGUACCGGGAGGGUCCCCAGAAUCCUCCACUGCCAGCACACCUUCUGCGCACAGUGCCUGGAGAAGAUGUCCACCCUGGAGGGCGCCAUCUACACCGUCUCCUGCCCUCUGUGCCGCUGGGUCACCUGCGUCCAGGCCCGCCUGUCUCUGUCGGGGGGUCUGUGGAUCGACACUGAGAAAUGGGACCAGAUCACCGAGCCCAACAUUCUGGAAACCCAACCGCUCCAAAUCAUCCCGCCACCUCCAUCUUGCCCCAAACGUUCUGGUGCUUUUUCUGGACUCCAGCGAUUCUUCAAACGUGUGCAGCUGCACCAGCAGGACUGCUGAACGGCUGAGAGAGAAAAGAGCGUCGCUUCUAAGGAACCGAGACUUGGGGGCGCUUAAUAUGAAGUUUAGGCGUGUUCUAGAAGGACUGUGUUUAAUUUUCUUUUUUUUUGUAAGAUACGAACGUGAGCGUAAGUGAAGACAUAGCCUACAGUUUUAUUUGUCAAAAUGAAAAAGGAAAAUGUUUUAGGUUAUUGAAAGAAAGAAAGAAAGAAAGAAAGAAAGAAAGAAAGAAAGAAAGAAAGAAAGAAAGAAAGAAAGAAAGAAAGAAAGAAAGAAAGAAAGAAAGAAAGAAAGAAAGAAAGAAAGAAAGAAAAAAUCAAAGGCAUAUCUACAGAUGAUACAAAAGUAGCUGGUUGAGUUUUUCUAUAAUAAUAAAUAAUUUCUGGUAAAUAAUAUAAUUAUUUAUCUAUGCAGUAUGAUUUUGUUUUUAUAAUUAUUUCUGACUUGUGUAUGUAGAAUCCUGAGUAUUUUUUUUACGCAUGUUUAUGUCAUUUUUAAAACAAGAUUUUGUUUUUUGUUUGUUUGAUUGAUUGUGCAACAUGUACCUGCAACUGUGAAUCAAGUGCCUGGAAAAUGACGAACAAUGUUCUAAUAUCAAGUCAUUUGAAGCAUUUGAAUAAAAAUAUUUUUCAAAAGAGCUUUUGAGCAAAUGUCCUGUUUCAUAGUAACUAAGUUUAAAUCAUCAAAAUGCUCAUUUUAAUUUUAAAACCCUGAUUAUGUUGUUAAAGUGCAAACCUAUCCAUCCAUCCAUUAUCCACCACAAUUAUCUCUUGUAAGGUGCUUCCAGCCUUCAUUGUUUUCUUUCAAACAAUGGAUAAG